This is a messenger RNA of Penicillium antarcticum, 1566 nucleotides long. RefSeq names its product glycosyltransferase family 69 protein. The transcript has a single exon. The record is from RefSeq and is a predicted model, not a curated record. Bases 1 to 1566 code for a protein of 521 amino acids. Lineage: Eukaryota; Fungi; Ascomycota; Eurotiomycetes; Eurotiales; Aspergillaceae.
AUGACUACCCGCCUGCUUCAUCCAGAUGAAUGGGAGCUCAAUUCGCGGUCCUCGGUUGACUCGCAGGGAACCUUCAACCUCGACGAGGCCGAUUUUGAAUCCCAAGUUCCUCCUACAUCCCCAUUCAAAAGACACCGCUUGCCUUGGCUAUCUCGGUUCUUCUCAACGACGUCAGCAGGUUAUCACCGCCUGAAAUCCAAUUCCAGACCGGCUUUCGCGGGAUCAAAACGACCGAACUGCUCCCGUCGCUUCUUGCUUCGCCGCGUUUGCUAUAUCCAUGUUGUCUUCGGUAUCGUUUUCGUGCUCGGUCUCUUCACGUCGAUACUCUUCCCCUCCUAUACACACCCGCCGGCGCACUAUGCAACACUUCGCAAAUCAGUGCUCGAGAAGUCAUACUCUGGGAGAGGAAAUCUACGGAAUGAGAAGGUCUUUAUCGCAGCCAGUCUAUAUGACAGCGGCGGCGAACUUGCAAAUGGACAAUGGGGAGAACAACUGCUAGAGUUGAUACAUCUGCUCGGAAAUGACAACGUAUUCCUCAGCAUCUAUGAGAAUGACAGUGGCGAGGAGGGAGAACGUGCAUUACAUGAGUUAGAACAAAAGGUGCAAUGCCAAAAAGCAAUUGUAUCUGAGAAGCACCUGGAUCCGAACAGUCUUCCGACCGUGACUAUUCCCGGCGGCUCAAAAAGAGUCAAGCGCAUCGAAUACCUCGCCCAAGUCCGCAAUAAGGCCCUGCAGCCACUAACCGACAAACCGAACAUGAAUUUCGACAAGCUCCUCUAUCUAAACGAUAUUCUCUUCGAUCCUAUUGACACCCUCCAACUCCUGUUCUCAACAAACGCAAACGAAGACGGCGUAUCUCAAUACCGCGCAGCCUGCGCUGUGGACUUCGACAACCCAUUCAAGUUUUACGACACUUACGCAACGCGCGAUUUGGAAGGCUACAGCAUGGGGCUCCCCUUCUACCCUUGGUUUACAACAUCCGGCAAAGGCGCAAGCCGACGAGAUGUGUUAGCCGGAAAAGACGCCGUGCGAGUACGCAGCUGCUGGGGUGGAAUGGUAGCCUUCGACGCCAAAUAUUUCCAGUCCGGCCCGCCACCUUCGACUCCCAAUCCAGCGCGCUUCCGUUCUGGGAAAGAUCUAUUCUGGGAGGCAUCUGAAUGCUGCCUCAUCCACGCCGAUAUUCAAGAUCCGCAAACGAACGUCGAUGAAAUCACCGACACGGGAAUUUACAUGAACCCCUUCGUGCGCGUAGCUUAUGACCACCGCACCCUCUCUUGGCUGGGUAUAACCCGUCGCUGGGAGAGACUAUACUCGUUCCUCCAUAACCUGAUCAACCAUAUCGUCGGUCUUCCUUGGCAUAACCCCCGUCGAGCAGAAGUUCCUGGUCAGAGUGUACAAGAGACUGUUUGGAUUCCUGACGCUGCCCAGGAUGGCGGUGGCGCUUUCCAGACUGUUGAUCGCAUUGCUGGUAAUGAUGGUUACUGUGGUCGUCGUGGUUUGCAGGUUAUUGUUGAAGACCGCAAGCCUGGACAGAAAGGGUUCGAGAAUAUCCCUGUUCCUUCAUGA